Messenger RNA from Chaetomium fimeti, 1305 nucleotides. RefSeq lists its product as uncharacterized. NCBI's taxonomy places the organism in Eukaryota, Fungi, Ascomycota, Sordariomycetes, Sordariales, Chaetomiaceae. Bases 147 to 1184 code for a protein of 345 amino acids. The record is from RefSeq and is a predicted model, not a curated record. The transcript has a single exon.
GUACCUCGGUGCUAUGAGUGCUGCCUGAGGACGACUCCUUACCUCUCCUCACUCUUAUCGGGUCCCGCAUCAACUCAACCUCUCGCAACAACAACAACAACCAACCAUACAAUAAAAAAAAACCAACCCAAAUCCCACCCAUCAAAAUGGCAACGCCAUCCCUCCCACUACAACCACCCACAACACCAAACAACCCCCCCCCAACAACAACAACCCCCAACCUCCCCCCAACCCGCGCCCUCCUAACCACCCUCCUAAACGCCAUCUCCGCCAUCCCGCUAACGCCAACCCAACCACCACGGAACCCCAGCCCACUAGGAGGAGGAGGAGGAGGAGGAGGAGGAGGAGGAGGAGGAGGAAAAGAAGAAGAAGCAAGCGAAAACCCCCUCCGCCGCGUGCCCGCCUCCCACCGCCACCUGAUCGUCACCCUGCACGUGCUCUUCCCGGGGCUGGCGCUGCCGGCGCUGGACCUGCUCGAGCGCGGGCUCGUCGCGGGGGUGGCGCUGCUCGGUUCCGGUUCGGGUGGUUCGGGUGCCGGUUCUGGUUCUGGCGGUGGGGGUCGGGAUGGGGAUGGGUAUGGGUAUGGGGAUAGCAAGGAUGGGACGGGAGGUGAUGGGGCGGGAGGAAGGAGGGAGGUUGGAGUGGGGGGUCGCGGCGGGGGGAUGGGGGUGGAAGAGCGAGGGCGGUCGGGGAAUGCGUUCUACCUGGUGCAAUCGGCGGCUGCGGCGGAGGCUGCUCGCGAGAAGCGGCGCAGACGGAAGCAUGGUGAUGACGGCGACGAAACGGAGGGAGUUGGUGGGAUGGGUAUGGGUGGCCAUGAGAAGGGGUACAUUGUGCGGCUGGACGCGUGGCAUUGCAGUUGUGCUGCUUUUGCCUUCGCCGCUGUUCAGGGAGAGGUUACGGCCUCUCACAGCUGGGAGGGCAGGGAAAAGGACAUGCGGUAUGGUUACAGGGCAUCCGCCGGACUCGGCGAAGUCUUAGCGGAGGCAGAGGCAGGAGCGGAGUGGUCGUUUGGUGGGAUGAGCCUGGACGGGAUACAGGUUGGGGUUGGGGAGGGGGUUCCGGUAUGCAAACACUUGCUGGCGUGCCUACUGGGUGAGAGAUGGGGUGCGGCGUUGGGUCAGUAUGUGGUCGAAAGGAGGGUGGGAAGGGAAGAGAUGGCGGGUAUUGUUGCGGAUGUGUAACAACCUAGGUUUAAAGGUUGGCAGCAAGGCUAAUGAUGAGAUAAGGGUGGGAGCUCCCAGUGUGAGUAUUGCGUAGCAAGGCGCAAACAAUCACACCGUGAGCAAUGCGGCUCCCGAAUGG